Molecule: messenger RNA, 3338 nt
Organism: Elgaria multicarinata webbii
Lineage: Eukaryota; Metazoa; Chordata; Lepidosauria; Squamata; Anguidae
Exons: 17
Coding region: 95-2488 (797 amino acids)
Source: RefSeq, a predicted model, not a curated record
UCCCUCUCUUCUCCUCCAGUACUUGAAGGACUGCAACGCGGUGUGGGUUGUUGCCAGCAUCACUCGGGCCGUGGAUGACAAAACCGCGAGGGAGAUGCUGAGCGCCAACCUGCGGAGGCAGCUGCUCAUGGACGGGCGGUACGGGAGCCUGGCUUUUGUGUGCACCAAGACGGACAGCUUCAACAUCACGGAUUUGGUCAGGGACCUUCAAUUACAAGAUGAGAUUCAGGCCAUAGAAGAUGAACUGGCGGAACUGGAAAAUCAGAAAAUGCAAGCUGAAGUGGAGAAGAGAAGCCUUUAUGAGCAGCUGCAACAAGAGCAGCAGAGACGCGGAAGCGAGGCGGCAGAUCCAGCCUGGCUGCGGAGGCAACAUGAAGUUUUGGAGAAGGAGUUCAGGAUCAGUGCCUUGCAGAGAGAGAAGGACGCGAAGCUUCGUGCCAUCAGUCUGAUCUGCGUUCAGGCCCGGAAUAAGUUUUCCAAGCGACAAAUAGCGAUGGAUUUCAGCGCCGGUCUGGAGGCAAUGAUGAGGGAAGCAGCGUAUCCUGAUUAUGAAGAGGAUGACGAUGAAGACUUGGAAGAUGGAGAGUUCGCCAGUUCAGAGUCCCGUAACCCUAGGGAAUCCCAGGACAGGAAGCUUCAGGUUUUCACAGUCAGCUCUACGGAGUAUCUCAAACUUUGUGGGAAGCUGCUCCGAGAUGGCCAGCCUCAAGUCUUCCAUGACGUCAAGGACACAGAAAUACCGGCUUUGAAGAAGUUUGCCAUUGACACGGCCUUGAAGCACAGCAUGGUAGCGACGCAAAAGGUUAUCAGGGACUUGGCACGGGUUCUAAGCCAAAUGGUGAAUUAUCUAACCAGCCAGAGAGCAGAGGACAACUCUCACCGGGCCCAAGUCCAGAAGAUCAUCCAGCGGUCCUUGCAGGACCUUCCCGGCCUCCUCCAGGAGGCGAUAGACGGCAGCCUCCGCGACAUCCAGGGCUACUUCGACGGCCUCAUCCUUGCCAGCCUGCGGAAGGGCACCGCUAAGGCCAAGGAGCUCAGCGAGGCCAUAGUCCGAAGCUGGGGCUCUCCGGUUUAUGGCGGCUGUGUAUACCCCACAUACCGUGCAGCGUGCAAUCGCCAUGGUGUCUACACCUCCACCUCUUCAAAUACCCCAUGUGUGGAUUUCAACAGCAACCUUGCAGAACCAAUAUAUAAGGCCCUCUCUAUGCCCUGGCACGAGGUCUUCAGCUCUAAGUUGAUCGUCUCCCUUGAUGGCUUCGCUAAAGCUGUCUUGGCUAGGCUGAAAUCCUUCUUCAGAGAUCUCAAGAGGAAACUAAGCCAGGACAGAAGACUGGAAGAGGCGAUACGUGCGAUUGGUGGCCAGCAGAUGGAAGCGGCUGGAGCAAGGUUACUUAACUUUACCCUGGAUCUGAAUUUCAACAUCGAGCUAAAGCAUCGAAUGAUCUCCCGUGUCUUGACGCCAGCGAUCCAGGCGCGCAUGGAACCAGCAUACACCGCUUGCACCCAGAUGUCCGGCCCUGGCUGUUUCCGAAGGAUGAAAGAGAGGAUGGAGGCCUUCAUCCACAACGAGAAGGACACCGUCUUCGAUGCUGCUGCAGAGAAGCUGCAGGAGGAACUUGAUCUGCUGCAGCAAUACAUCCGAGCGAGCUUCCAGAGCUUGGUUCAGGAGCUGAAUAAAUCCCUGAAGAUGCAGUUUGAGCCAAUGCUGAUGUCCGUUCAGAGGAAUGCAAAGAUCAUUCCAGAAUUAAUGGACAUCUGUGCCAAAGUGGACAAGCUCUGUAAGCGCUCUUGUGUGGACUACGUCCUUCCAAACCCCGCUCAGACCGAGGACUCGGCCCCCAGAGUGGAGCAGCAGCUGCAGCGCAGUCCAGAGCCCACAAGCUUCUCGGCAGCCUUCAUGGACAUCCGGCUUGGAGCAGUCGCUCUUCCCCACAUCCAGCAGCCCAAGCACAGUGCUGGGAGCCCGGAGCUGCCGCCAAGGGCUUCUGCUCCCCCACCUCUCCACGGGGCCAUCGCUGUCCUGCAGCCGCCCCAAUUCCCUCCGCUGAGCUUGCGUCCGUACGGCCAAAAGAGAGCAGCAGAAGCCGUUGAGCCGCAGCUGCAGAAGAAGUGCAAGGGCCCAGCACCCGGGGCAGGAUGUGACCCUGCUGGCUCUGCUCUGCUGUGGGGGACCUCAGGAGCCAAGUCAGAGCUCCGUGCCCAGGGCUUCGCCGCGUCCCGUCCUCUGGCCACCGCAAGCCGAGCGCCUGCCCUGGAGGACGGCAAGCAGAAGGCACUCGGGCUUCCGGGGGCACCUCUGCAUUGCGUGGACAUGAAGCCUGACAUUGAACACGCCCUUCCUGGCUCUGCAGGUGUUCUCCGCGUCCGAGCCAAAGAGGGAAUUUGGGGGAAGUGUUCAAAUCUAAAUGCAGAGGAGGAGGAGGAGGAAGGGAAGAUGGAAAUUGGCCGAGAGACUCGCCCUGCGGAUUGCUCCUGGAUGAGCCACUGAGGCCUCCUGGCCUGGCCACCCCAUGUUGGGUCCUGUGUUCGUGUGGCCACAUCUCACGGCUGUGGAAGGAGGCAACCUCCCCUCUGUUGAAGGAACGUUCCAGACUGUGCGUUGGUGACCGAACCACAUUCUGUGGGAAGAACUUCGCUAUCCUGCGUGCCCCCAUUCCCUUUUAGAAGUGCCUGCAAAUGCCGCGAAGCACAUUUCCCUCCCCACAGCGGGAGGGUGGUUAGGCGGUGCUCUGCGCAUGAGGCCACAUCGCCUCUUAGCAAGUUUCUCCCCCUUUUAUUUAGAACGUCUAACGAUUCUGGGGCGAGGAAAGCUCGUGAUCUUGGACAGCCUGCCUCAAUACUGUUGUUGGGAGUGUAGCCAGUGCGGCAGUAGAAGUCCACAGCUCCAUCUGUGCCCCUGUGGGUCACUCAAAACCAGGUGGCGCGUCUGUCUCAAAACACUUGACUGAGUCCUGGGGCAGCAGAGUCUAGUGAGGCCGCCUGCCUUGGUGCUGUCCAUGUGCAAGAGCAGAGGCAAAAGAGUCCUCUGAGUUUGAUGAUCUGGGGAUCUCUUCUGAUGAAGGGCCUUCAAAACUGGAAGCGAUGCCUCAAUUCUCUGAGACGUUGCCAGCAGGCCAGGGAGUCUCUGUGCAGACUCCAGGCCCCGCUUGCUUCUCUGAAGUUUGUUUUUGGGAUUUAGCCCCUUAAAAUUGGACUGGAGUCCUGAUAUUAGGUGGCCCAGACAUAAGAGCGCUACGUAUUAUUGUGUAGCUUUUCAGUAAUCCAUUGUUUGCUCCAAUAUCUGUAGGAGUUUUGCUUUCCUUUAGCAUUUGGCUUCUAAAUAAACAUCCUUGCCUGCA